This is a messenger RNA of Lachancea sp. 'fantastica', 3720 nucleotides long. The record is from the annotation of a GenBank genome assembly. Lineage: Eukaryota; Fungi; Ascomycota; Saccharomycetes; Saccharomycetales; Saccharomycetaceae.
AUGUACAAGCUUCAAGUGGUACUUGUACCACCCAGUGCAGCCAAUGGGGGUUUCCAGUACCCAUUUCACGCUGCUGCUAAUGAAAACUCGCAACUUCUUCCGUCAAGCAUCGGUGCGAACGGAUCGGCGAUCUUGACCGGGAAUCGACCGGAAUUGCCAAAUUCUGGUGGCUCGAACGCCAAUUUGUUCAUGUCGAGCUUCAUGUCAAGCCAUAUCCCAGUGCAGAAACUGAAACGGUUUCUACUUUUCACUCAACCAAACAACUCACUUUUGACACUGGCGGAAGAAAUCGUGGCAAAAUGUGACAAAAUAUACCCACAUUUGGCCGAACCAGUCGAGCUGUUGAGUUUGCAAGAUUCCAAUGAAUGCGAUCUAGACCCGGAUUUCUUGGUGAAAGACGUUUUCAACGUAGAUAACGUUGUUCGAGCCGUGCUCAGUCGUGACAUUGAAGUGGCGGACGAUCAGGUCCAAACCUUGUAUUCGGUCAAACGGCGUCGACUCAAUUCCAACGUCGGAAGCAGACCGUCCCUUACGAGCAACGGAUCUUCCAACUCCCAGCCAAAUGUACUUCAUAUUGCGAAAAAAAGACCACAUAUUUUGCGCAACUCUGGUGCCAUGCGUGUCUCUACACCCUUGGCCAAUCAAAUCUAUCCUCCAGCUUCCAGAACGCAACUGAACUCUGACUAUGAAGACGACGAUGUUGCCGAUCGCUCUAUUUUGCCCCCACCCCAGCCACAGUCGCAACCCAUUCGCAUCAGUUCUGCAGUUGAUAGCGCAAAGAAGGUCAAUUUUAGUGAAAACACCAUAUCGAGAUCCGAGGCCGUUGAUCCAGACAAGUCCAGACAACACCGUUUGCCUUCAGGCACACCUAAGCGCGAGGUUCCAAAGAAAGCCAGAACUCCCAACAGAACAAACCCACAGGACCAGAUGCUAUUAGUCGAUCAAGCAGAGCUCGACGGCUCUGCAACGCCAAUCAAUACCAAUAAAAGGAUAACAUCAGGAAUGCUGCGCAUUCCAGAGCCCAAAAUUUCUGAGGUUGAAAAGGAGCUAAAGCAAGGCCCGGAAAGCCCAUCUGCAAUCUUGCCGGCCCGUCCAGAUCGUAUACCGAUGAAAAAACAUGACGCACCUUCCUCGGAUGAUGAGGAAUUGAGCCAAUCGUCUUCAGAAGAUGAUCAAAUUGUUGUUGGCAAGCGCAAGGAAGAAGCUCUCGAACCUGUUACCAAACCCUCUGCAUCUCGUCAAACUUCAAUCGCUGACAACAACGGUUCACCUAUCAAAGAUGCUGCUAGAAGCCGCAAUGUUAACUUGGCAAAAAUUCCUUCCUCAAAUAGAAGGAUUACUCGCAAGUCUUCUCUCGAGAAUAAGGUAGAGUCACUCAUUCGCAAUUCUGAUAAUGUAAAAGAAGCCAGUGGGAGAAAACCAGAGGAGAAAAGAGACGAUCCCUUGACUGCUGCUAGGAAAGUGUCGUUUUCCGACGACGAUGAAGCGGAUGGUCAGCGAUCAGGUCAAGACCCCAAUGACACUGUGCGAGUGAAUCAUGCAGAGCCUGGGAACAGCAGCUUCCAGAAAUCAGAGUUGUUGUCCAUGCUGAAGGGUAACAAAUUCGAUAUCCCUUCUGAUUUCAGCAAAAGGUCCCUGAAGCUUAAAGGUGGCUAUUUUGACCAAGCCGCAGAAAACACAAAAACCUCUUCAAAGGACAUUAUAAAUCAGAGGUUGCAAAGGUCGGCUGCAGUAAAAGCUGCAGAGCUCUUAUCUUCGGGGAAAUCCAGAAACCAGCAGCCUAGCUCAGAAAGCGAAGAUGAUUCUAGCGACAUUGAGACCGAUCAAAGUGACCGAAGAGUCACUGUCCUUGAAAAUCGAGCAUUAAGAAAGUUAAACAUACAUCCUCUCAAAGAGCAAGUGAUAGGCAAGAGCUCCCAGUCUCCGCAAGAGGGUGAACCGGACAUAGGUAAGGCCACCGCCAAUAUUGUUGAUAAAGGAUCCAGCAAGAAUACACUUUCAAGUAUUCCCGCUGCGGGUGCCGAUGCAAAUGACAAGACACUAGUCUUGAACGGGAAACCAUCAAAAACCAAAGGUAGUAAAGAAAGCUCUGAUCAACAGGAUUUGAAAGAUAAAAGGGGCGUUAUACAACCCCAUGAGUCAACUACUUCGCUGUCAUCAUCCACCUCUCCUUCCCAAACGACCAGUGAAUCUGAUGUCAAUAGCAAGGCUGCUACCAAGUCAGCAAAGGCAGUUUCUGCUGAUGAAAUACCUCCCAAAAUAAACAAAGAAAAUAAGAAGAGCUCUUUGAGUUCGGCCAACCGUCAGGCCAAAUCCUUUCAGAGCCCUGAAUUUGUUGAGGAUUCCGAUAACGACUCUACUAAUGUUUCGUCUGCAGCUGGCGCCGAAGACACGAAGCAGAAGUCUGCUACUAAACCACCUCCACCUUCAGUUUUGAAACGAAAGGAAGAAGCCGAAAAGAAGCGGAAGGAAAGAGAGAUCAUGAAGAAAGCACGGGAGGAAGAGAGUGCUAGGAAAAAAGCCGAGAAAGAAGACAAAAGAAGGGAAAGAGACGAAGCCGCUGCCAGAAAGAAGGCUGAACGUGAGAUCAAGAAAAAAUUAAAGCAAGAGGAAGCUGCUAAAAAACGGGGAACUGUCAAUGCUUCUAAGAAGUCUAAGGAUCACAAAAACGUAGUUGGUUCUGCGCCACCAGAAUCAGCGACGAAGAACACCAAAUCCAAUGAACUGAAUGGCGAAAAGGACGAAAGGAUGGCUGGUAGGACCGGUAUUCAUGAAGAAGGUGCUUCCGAGUCAAGCAAAGUAAGUGAGGAUCAAGAAAAAAGCAGCGAGAAAGGACACGCCAACAACGCAGCGUCCGUCUCUCUCGAACCUAAAGAUCUAUCUCAAUAUUUCAAUACGGGAGAGAAGCAGAAAGAAGCUCAAAAGGAGGCUUCGGAAUUGGCUUCGACCGAUGACAAAACACCCAAGCUUCAACAAUUGAAAUCUCAGUUCAUUUCAGGAGGUCCUGCUCAACAGAAAGACGGUCAAGAGAAAAACAAAAGUCCUGCUCAGAAGGGCUCUGCUCUUUCUGAAAGCUCCGAUGAAGAAUUACCCGAUGAUGAAAGUACUUCAGACGAAAAUGAAUCAUCAGGAUCUUCGUCAGAUGAUGCUUCAGCAGUGAGUAGAAAAUCUAGAAGAGGAAUUGUUGAUACACCAAAAGGUGCCAUCAUUUCUAUUCCUAAAAAUGUCAAGCACAAUGACAUCUCUGACUUAGAACACGCGCCCCAAUCUACGCAACAGAUUCCUGGAAACGAAACUACUCCUCGCAGCGGCACUAAGGUUCCAGUCACCAGAUUGAUGGACAUGUCAUCCCCCAUAGCCAAUGGAAAGAGCCCAUCUACCGUACCUAAUACUUCUAAACCGCAAGCGAAGCCAAGCAGGUCUUUGAGCUCGUUGUCUGACCUAGUUUCUCGUGGAGUUCCAGAAGUCAAAGAAAAAUCAGUAAAGGAGCGUUUCCCAUCGCAGGCCCCAUCUCGUAAAGAUGAUUCUGGCGAUGAUCUAAGUCAGGAUGACUCUGAUAAAAGCGAUAGUGAGGAGACCAGCGACAGCAGUGACGAUUCUUCCGAUGAUGACGACAGCUCCAACUUUAUCAGCGCCAAAUCUGCGAGUAAAGCCUUGGGACGACAAAAGAACUCGGGCAGCGGGUUUGCUUCGCUGGUCAAGGACUCGCGAAAAAGAUAA